Messenger RNA from Periophthalmus magnuspinnatus, 4156 nucleotides. RefSeq names its product RAS protein activator like 2 (gene rasal2). The record is from RefSeq and is a predicted model, not a curated record. Gene Ontology annotation, biological process: regulation of GTPase activity. Lineage: Eukaryota; Metazoa; Chordata; Actinopteri; Gobiiformes; Gobiidae. The transcript is spliced from 20 exons. Bases 326 to 3970 code for a protein of 1214 amino acids.
UCCCGAGCAGUGCCACUUUCCCACGGACAGCAACACGAGCCGAGUCCGCUCUCCUCGCACCUUCCCCGGGCCUUUAUUUCACCAUUUCCCGGGACUUUUAACGCCCCGUAGCUUUUGGAAGAACUCUACCUCAUUUUAACGACAACUUCCUCUAACUUUUAUCGGUUUUAAAGUUCCCAAAACAGCGGAAAAUGAGAGAGAACGAGCCCGGUUAGCGACGCUGGGGCUUUGGGCUACUUUUAGCUUCUUAAAGGGACAGCGACCCCGGGUCCGGUGGUGGUGGCGGCCUCUGCCUGGGGACUCGGACCGCGGAUUGUGGCCGAUCAUGGAGGUGGACACGGCGGCUGGAGUCCUGGAGUCUUUCCGCGGGGACCCGUUAGUGGACCGGCUGCUGGAGGACGCCGUUUGCCAGCAGCAGGGGUGGCUCCGGGUGCACGAUGUGCGGGGUCCUCCGGCUCACCGCUUCUCCUGUGGGCAGAUUUCAGACUGUGUGUGGGAGAGGAGGUUCUGCAUCCUCACAGACUGCCAGCUCCUGCUGCUCACCAGGGACCAAGAGGUACCCGGAGAGUCCCGGGACCCCUCCACAGACUCAGCAAAGGCCCGCAGCCUACGUCGUACUGUCAGUGUCCCCUCAGAGGGGCACUUCCCUGAGCUGCAGACAGAGGGUGUACUCGAUGUUUGUGCUGACCACUCUCCGAGGAGAAGGAGCAUUUCUGGGCUCAGUCCUGACAGAAGCCCCAGCCCUGCGGAGCCCCCCAGCUCGUCCCCGUUCAAAGUCCCGGGCUUCUUUAGCAGACGUUUGAAGGGUUCCAUCAAGCGGACCAAGAGCCAGACCAAACUGGACCGCAACUCCAGUUUCAGACUGCCCACAGCGCCACCUGCUGAUUUAGACAAAUGUGGGGGUCUGGUGCGUCUGAAGGAGGACUGUGUAAGUGCGGCUGGGGCAGUGGAGACUCUGGAGCUCGGACAGGACCAGGACGUGAAUGUGAAGCCCCUUCACAGCAGCCUUCUGGGACAGGACUACUGCUUUGAGGUGACCUACCCUGGGGGCAGCAAGUGCUUCAGUUGCAGCUCGGCCUCCGAGAGGGACAAGUGGAUGGAGAACCUGCGGCGCACCAUCCAGCCCAACAAGGACAACUGCCGUCGCGAGGACACAUCUCUGCGCUUGUGGAUCAUCGAAGCCAAAGACCUGGCACCAAAGAAGCGUUACUUCUGUGAGCUGUGUCUGGACGAUGUCCUGUACGCUCGCACCACCACCAAGCCCCGCACUGACAGCCUCUUCUGGGGAGAGUAUUUUGAGUUCAGUGGCCUGCCCCCAGUGCACAGCAUCACCAUUCACGUGUACCGCGACCUGUCCGACAACCAGAAGAAGAAGAAGAAGGACAAGAACAACUACGUGGGGCUGGUGAACAUUUCUGUAGGAGGCAGUGGGGGCAGACAGUUCACUGAGAGGUGGUACUCUCUGAGCACGCCCAGUCUGGUCAAAGGCAAAGGCCCUGCCCCGUCUGUGCGUAUCAAGUGGCGUCUACAGACUAUCUCCAUCCUGCCCAUGGAACAGUACAAGGAGUUUGCCGAAUUUGUCACCAACAACUACUCCUCCCUCUGUUCUGUGCUGGAGCCAGUCAUCAGUGUGCGCAACAAGGAGGAGAUGGCCUGUGCGCUGGUACACAUCCUGCAGAGCACCGCACGAGCUAAGGACUUCCUGACUGACUUGGUCAUGUCUGAGGUGGACCGCUGUGCUGACCAUGACGUACUCAUCUUCAGAGAAAACACUCUUGCCACCAAAGCAAUCGAGGAGUACCUCAAGCUGGUGGGACAGAAGUACCUCCAUGACGCUUUAGGCGAGUUCAUCAAAGCCCUGUACGAGUCGGAUGAGAACUGUGAGGUCGACCCCAGCCGCUGUCCCAGCAGCCAGCUGUCUGAGCACCGCAGUAACCUGAAGAUGUGCUGUGAGCUGGCCUUCUGCAAGAUCAUCAACUCAUACUGUGUAUUCCCUCGAGAGCUGAAGGAGGUCUUUGCGUCCUGGAGACAGCAAUGCCUUGCUCGUGGGCACUCAGGUGACAUCAGUAAGCGUCUCGUCAGUGCGUCUCUCUUCCUGCGCUUCCUCUGCCCGGCUAUCAUGUCUCCCUCCCUGUUCAACCUGACCCAGGAGUACCCCGAUGACCGGACCGCCCGCACCCUCACCCUCAUCGCCAAGGUCAUCCAGAACCUGGCCAACUUCACCAAAUUUGGGAAUAAAGAAGAGUACAUGGCCUUCAUGAAUGACUUCCUAGAGCACGAGUGGGCGGGGAUGAUGCGUUUCCUGUCAGAGAUAUCUAACCCAGAGAGUCUGUCCUCUACACCAGGAUUUGAGGGCUACAUGGACCUUGGCAGAGAGCUGUCUGUGCUGCACGCACUGCUCUGGGAGGUGGUCUCUCAACUCGACAAGGGUGAAAACUCCUUCCUGCAGGCCACAGUGGCGAAACUGGGGCCCCUGCCCAGGAUCCUGGGGGACAUCACCAGGAGCCUGUCUGCCCCCACCCCGGGCCCCACACCAGGCUCUACACCAGGUCCUCCACUGGCCCCUCAGCCCCUCCAGCGCUUCCAUGGCCUCAGCUCCACAAACAUCAGCGGCAGCCAGUCCUCAGGGCUCCACAGCAUCAUGGAGAAUUCAAACAGUGACGUGCACAGCGUAUUGUCCGGUGCUGAGUUUAUGGAGGGCAUGGUCCCACUGCCCAACGGUCGCAGCGUUUCAUUGGUGGAUCUCCAGGAAGCACAGCACGGCUCCCGCAUCCACAGAGUGCCCUCCCAGACCUCAGUAGGAGCCCCACCCACUGUGAGCUACUCCACCCCCCUCCCCCCACAGCAGACCAAAGUCACGCCUCCUCGAGACGCUCAGCCUCAAAGUGCACCACAGGUGCGGCGCCCCCUACAGCCCUCUCUGAGCCAGCAGCGCAGUCUCCAGGCUCUGUCCUUCCAAAACCCUGUGUACCACCUGUCCAACCUGUCCCACCGCACCACCCCCCCUCACUCCAGUUCCGACAACCUGAGCACCCAGAGCUCUCAGCACAGCCCCUGGGACGAGACGGGCAGCCAGACUGGUGCUCACAGCCAGUGCUCUACACCCAGAGGUGCCCCACCUGCUCCAGACACCCCGCUGUCUACUGCUGUGGCCAUCCCCCGACAGAGCACCACGGCGGGCACCGCACACAUCAUCAAGGUGGAGCAGCAGAGCAGAGGAAGCUCACGCACACCUAAGUCCCUUCCUCAAAGUGCCUCCUUAAGAAGCAGCAGCAGUGCUAACACAGAACCCACAGCACCUGGACCUGUCCUGAACCCACCACAACCCACCUGCCCCAGCGACAGCACAGCCCCGCCAAGAGGCAAAGCAGGGCAGCAGGUGUCUCCCGUGGAGCCCGUUGCCGUGGCAAUGUCCCCGGUGGACCGCACAGCCGCCUGGGUCCUAAACAAUGGACAGUAUGACGAGAGCGAGGAAGAGGAGAGGAGGAGCCCAGAGCACAGCACAUCGGACAAGUAUGAGCUGGAGAUCUCCUCUCUGAAGGAGCGCCUGCGUCUGUCCGGCAGACGACUGGAGGAGUAUGAGCGCCGCCUGCUGGUCCAGGAACAGCACAUGCACACGGUCCUGAGUGAGUACCAAAGCAGACUGGAGGAAAGCCAGGAGCAGCUGAGGAGGCAGACGCAGGAGAAGGACGGACAGAUGAAGAGCGUCAUGUGCAGGCUGAUGGCAGUGGAGGAGGAGCUCCGCAGGGACCAUGCAGAAAUGCAGGCCGUCAUAGAGGCCAAGCAAAAGAUCAUCGAUGCUCAGGAGAAGCGGAUCCUCUCACUGGACGCAGCUAACUCUCGCCUGAUCUCAGCUUUAACCCAGGUUAAGGAGCGCUACGCCACGGCCAACCUGCGCAAUGGCCUGUCCCCCACCAGCCCAAGCAAACUGUCCAUCACAGAGAGCGGAGAGUUCAAGAGCACUGGCUGAACCUUGACCUCUCAAAGCGGAGAGUUCGAACCAGGACACUGAAGGACCCAUAUGCCACAUUUCUAGAGACAUUGGAGCUGUUUUUUUUUAAAGGUUUAUCAUGUUAAUUUAUUGUUUUAUUUGCUGUUGCAGAACUACUGAAGUUUGUGCGGUUAUGUUGACAAUAAAAGCUGCUUGUGAACAUUA